AAAAUUCUGAUUUAUUUACAAAUUUACAUGGCCACAGAUACAUAGAGUUGAUCAUCAACAAUUUUACCAAAAUGUAUACAUUUUCUUUAAUUUUUUUCAAAGUAGAACAUUUUAGAGGCUUUUACAUAAAUGAUGUAGCAUUUUUAUUUUGUUAUUGAAUUUGCAAAAAUAUCAUUUUUGACAACAACCGUUAAAUUGAUGUUCCUUCACUUUUAGCCUCAACAUUAUCUUCUUCUCUUCUACUGUUCUACAUUCUUGAUUUGCUCUUUCUCUUCUGCUCACUCAAACGCAAAGACAAUGGCACUCUCAAAGCCACCAACGCAUUUAACUCCUUUCCACAAUCCAAACCCUCCACUUGAAACAGAGGAUUCUAUCUUUACAAUCUCAAUUGAUUCAUCAAGAAGAGUACGAAGAGACGUUCUUCUCUCAAUCUCAGGAACACUAAUCCCUCAAUUGUUCUUUCUUGAUCGCAAACGUUCUUCCUCUGCAAACGCCGCUGAUAUUUUCAACUUUAUCGCGCCACAACCCGAGCCCGAACGCACGGUCGAGAUUGCUCAGCAAGGAUUAAGGAAAAACGCAGAAAAUAUAAAGGAAAUAAAAGAGAUAAUGAUAAAAAGUAAGAGGUGGAAAGAAGGAGGGAAAGAGAUAAGAAGAAGUGCAUCAAAUAUGAAGCAAGAUUUGUAUCUAAUCAUCCAAGCAAAGCCUCCAAAAGAUAGACCUCUUAUUAGGACUCUGUAUUCAACACUCUUCAAUGCAAUCACAAAGAUGGAUUAUGCAGCAAGAGAUGGAGAUGCAACUAAAGUAUUGGAGUACUAUAAGAGUUUUGCUGCAAUACUCGAUGAUAUUUUUUCUCGAAUUUAAGUCCAACCAAUAUCUUAAUUUAGGCAAUAUAGGCUUACGAAUGUUGUCAAUUUAUCUCUCCUUUUUAUCUAAUUUCAAUAAUAGGAAAAUACAAGUGACAAGAGAAAAAGUUGGCACAAUUUUUCUGAACAAAACAUUUUAAGGAUUUACAUAUAUUAAUUAGGAA
Molecule: messenger RNA, 1027 nt
Organism: Thlaspi arvense
Lineage: Eukaryota; Viridiplantae; Streptophyta; Magnoliopsida; Brassicales; Brassicaceae
Source: the annotation of a GenBank genome assembly